Molecule: messenger RNA, 2052 nt
Organism: Corapipo altera (White-ruffed manakin)
Lineage: Eukaryota; Metazoa; Chordata; Aves; Passeriformes; Pipridae
Product: organic solute transporter subunit alpha-like
Exons: 8
Coding region: 1-1116 (371 amino acids)
Biological process (GO): bile acid and bile salt transport
Cellular component (GO): plasma membrane; endoplasmic reticulum membrane
Molecular function (GO): transporter activity
Source: RefSeq, a predicted model, not a curated record
AUGGACGGCGAGGCGAACGGGACCCUCCACCCGUCCUGCGGCGCCAGCGAGCUGCCCUACUCCGAGGAGCUUCUCCGGAGCCUCGACCUACCAGGGAGAUUUCUCUUUGCAACCUUGACUCUGAUGACACUAAUUGCCAUUCUGGUAUUUAUAGAGGAAGCAGUCUACAUCUACAGGAAAAUCCCCUCCUCCAAAAGAUCAAUCAUAAUUUGGAUCAAUGCUGCAGCUCCAGUGAUCUCUACUACUUCAUGCAUUGGUAUGUGGAUUCCUCGCUCAACAAUGUUUACAGAUUUCACAGCAGCAAUAUUUUUUGCCAUAGUUAUCCACAAGUUCCUGAUGAUGAUGAUCAAAGAGUGUGGAGGUCAAAAGCUGCUCCUCAGGCGGUUUGAAAACAGUCGCUUCACGAUCAGCACCGGCCCCUGCUGCUGCUGCUGCCUUUGCCUCCCUCGUGUGCCCAUCACUAGGCAAACCCUCUUUUGGCUGAAGGUGGGCACCUUUCAGUUUGCUGUCCUUCGACCUGUGCUCGUAUUUUUAUCAAUAGUGCUUUGGAGUAAUGGCAAUUACCUCCUUUACAAUUUAUCUCCCAAAGAACCUGCGCUAUGGAUUAACAUCUUCAUGGGUGUCCUUACCCUUGCUGCUCUGUGGGCAGUUGGAAUCAUGUUUCGAAAAGUUAGGACUCUCCUUACCUGUAAGAACAUUAUCCCAAAGUUUGCCCUAUAUCAGUUUAUUAUUGUUCUGAACCAGCUGCAGACCGUUAUUAUCCGCAUGUUGGCCACACAAAGAAUCAUUCCCUGUGCUCCACCACUCUCCUCUAUAGCAAGAGGAUCAUAUAUAGCCCAGCAGCUUCUCAUCAUGGAAAUGUUUCUGAUAACUGUAAUCUCAAGAGUCAUAUAUCGGAGAAAAUACCAUGACCUGGAGCCCCUGGAGUGCACGGAUGAAGAAGCUGGGGACAAGAAGCAGACUUCUAAGAUUAUCCUGAAUGGUUCAGUUGUUGAAGAUGGAUUGCCAAAAUUCUGCAAUAAGCCCUCCCAUUCUGCAGUAGCUGGAAGCUCAGCUCAGGAAUCUGUAUAUUCUUGCACCACAAAUAGCCACUGUCCAUGUCAGAACAACUUCUGACACAAAUGUCUGUGAGCUGUAGAACUGAAAGGACCAGUAGUGGAAAGAUAACCCUGUUCAUCCUCCAGAGAUGCAAACAUGGUGUGAGUGUUUUCAUACCAUGUAAUUUAGUAAGAUUUUAUACCAUGUACUUUUAUGCUGUUACUGAGCACUUCAGGGUACCAAACUGUCAAUGUGAUUUUUUUUAUUUUUAUUUUUUAGCAAUUAGAAUGGAUAUGAUUUAGGGUUAAUCCAGAGACAUUCUUGUUCAUCUUUUUUAUCUUUUUAAAAUCUAAUUUUACGCUGCAUUGCUGUCAUAUGUCCAAAGCAGGAUUUUCUCAUCCUUCCUCCCUUACAAUAGAUCAUUCCUCACUCCAUGCCAUGAGCUCACUAUAGCUAAUUCCGAUCAGUAAAUACAGUUGCAUAUGUUUGAUCUGAAAUCCCCAAACCUGUGUGGGCUCUCCAUCAACAGAAAUUAUGAUCUUUUUAGUGCAAGACUUUUUACAUUCCUUGGCAAUGCAGCUCCUAAGUUGGUAAAUACACAAUUACUGUUUGUAAAUAUGUUAGUGACAGAUGCUCUUCCUGAUGAUGAACCUGGGAUGGCAGGUUCUCUGUCACUGUCUUGGAAAAACAAAAUAGGAGUUAGAGUCUGGGAUGUCUUCUGCCACUGGUCUUUAAUGUUACAUGGUGCUUUGGUUCUCUGCUUAGAAAGUGGGAAUGAUUUUUAAGAUCUUUGUACUAACAGUGUCUGUGGGGAUGAAAGCAAUUGAAAGGAAUGUUGGGGGUGCUGUUUGACAGCUGUCUAAACAUGAGCCAGCAGUGUGCCCAGGUGGCCAAGAAGUCCAAUGGCAUCCUGGCUUUUAUCAGAAAAAGUAUAGCCAGCAUGACCAGGGAAGUGACUGUCCCUCUGUACUCAGCACUGAUGAGGCCACACCUCGAAUCCUGUGUUCAGUUUUG